CAGGUUCAGGAAUAUUUAUUCAAAUUUGACAUUACUUGUGAAAAAGACGUAAAGUAUUGAAAAUACGAUCAUUUUCCGUCGGAUCCAAAUUAUAGGGGAUACUGCAUAAUUAGGGAGAUCCCCUUCUCUUUGCUGCUAUCAUGCAGCGGCCGGCAGACUGUCCAGAACGCCCGAUCUGGUUUAAUAGAACGUGAUGGAUACGUACGUGUCGAUGACAAACAUAAAACGCUGCAGUCUUGUGUGACGACAGAAGAGCAUACUGAUAGACCCUGAUAUAUGCAGUAUGGCACAAGAGCCCAUGCUUUUACAACAAAAAAAUAUUCAAGAAUACAGUCUGUCUGCAGGAAAGUUCUCGUCAGUGGCGGGUUAUGAGGAGAGAAUGGACAGUCAAGAGACUAGUGCCAGCAGCAGUCUUGAAGGCGCUGUAAUGUCUGCCAGCUUAGCUCUGUUUGAUGAAAAAGAUAUAGCAGCCGGCAUGUUUGAAAGCAGUCUUGGCUUCAAAGAUUUGGAAACUGAUGGCACAAGCACCAACAUUGAUAGUGGUGUUGACAGCAAUGUUCCUGCCGUCAGUCAGCAGCAGCCACCCCUACUACAGCCACUGAGUGCAGCUCAAGACACGGCAGUUGUAGGCGUUAGUGAUGUCCCCAGAUGGUUUCCCGAACCUCCUGGAGGGCCUGAUUUGAUCUGGGAUGCUAGGCGGCAGGGGUAUCAGAGCCACAUUGUAUCUGCUGGAAGAUGCUGCAGUUUUCAGCAGCAGGUGGCAAAUCUCUACAAGCUUGGUGAAAUUCCAAGGUUUAAAGAGAUCAAGUAUGGCACCAAGAAAGAUGUUUAUGAUUUUCUUGGCAAAAUCGAAACAGCAGAGAAUGAUUCUGGGGUCUUUCUGUCAGAGACUGAAGGUAUGUUUGGAAGCUCCAGUUUCAAGCGUGGUGAUGACUACAUUUGUUUACGAAGGUUCCAAGAUGAUAAACUUGUGGACCUGUGCAUGGAUAACAUUACUCAGACCAAAUUCAUCACCAAGCAAGUUCCCCUGGUGGCUACAGAACUACCAUUUGGGAAGAAGGUGUUGAAGCUGACUCGAGAGCAGCAAGUGUCCCUUGUUGUUGAUCACCAGGACCACUGCCCUGGACUUGGCAAGAUCUUUGGUAUUGUCAAGCGCAAGAUGGGUACCAAAUACUUUGGAGAAAUCUUCAUGGAAUUUUAUCCCGGGGGUACCCUUGAUCCAUCAUCUCUGUUCCGUUCUUUGGAUAUUAGAGCGAAAUGGAGACUUGCUGAAAACAUUUUGAUUAAUGUUGGAUAUCUUCACUCGAAAGACAUUGUCCAUGGGGAUAUUAAAUAUGAAAAUAUCGUUCAAAACGGAUAUGGUUAUCCUAUCUUAAUUGACAUGGAGUCGGCCUAUCACCCUACCUACAACAUGUACAAGACAGGGAUGCGUGCGACAUACACAUUCCUGCCUCCAUGGUUCAGAAAGUGCCACAAAAGCCAAGACUUUGAUUUGCUGAAAUCUCUCGACCUGUGGGCAGUGGGGGUCGUGCUGCUGCACAUCGUAUUUGGACGUGUCUUGCUGGGGAAUGAGCGAGCGAAUCUUCGGCGCUGUGAUACAUGUAAUAUGCAAGGGGGACCUUGCCUGCAUGUAAUGUCCAAAUAUCUGAAAUUGCUGCAGCAGAGACCCAACAUUGUGAGGAAUUACCUGCCCAGCAUCUCCCGGAGUGAUGACCCCGACCUGAGGCGUCUGGCCUGCCUGAUUCAUGGGCUGCUUGCUCCCGCGGGCCACAAUGCCCAGCUGACUGCAGAACAGGCUGUAGAUGCCCUUCGUGAUGACUAUGUGAUUGCAGUCAUCAAGAAAUCCGGGGAUCAGAGAGUACCCCCAGCUGUAGUUCCCCGGGGCACAUGCAUGAAGGACUUCAUGAAUACUCCAACGGUGGAACAGCUGAAAAGUCAGCACCCAGACCUACGGGAAGGAAUGUAUUUUACCUGGGACCAACCCUAUGAUGGAAGGGAGAUGGACAAGAUCAUGAAUAAACAUGACAGACUAACGGAGUGUUGUGAACUCCGUAUCCAUGCUCCCAUCGACUCCCAUGUUCGACCCCCCAUCUACAAGCCACCGGAUACCACUGAGCUGUAAUCAUCGUCUGAGGAGUGACAUGCAGAACCAGGGACUAAACUUAAUGACCAAUGCGACAUUUAAUCACAAUAGUUACGUGAUGUUUCCCCAGACCCGUGAAGAUUCGGGGUAGAAUAGGUCUUCAGCAACCCAUACUUUGCUUGUCGUAAGAGGCGACUAAAUGAAUCGGGUGGUCAGGCUCGCUGACUUGGUUGAUGCAUGUCAUCG
Haliotis rufescens (red abalone) is the source of this 2329-nucleotide messenger RNA. RefSeq lists its product as uncharacterized. Gene Ontology annotation, biological process: protein phosphorylation. NCBI's taxonomy places the organism in Eukaryota, Metazoa, Mollusca, Gastropoda, Lepetellida, Haliotidae. The transcript is spliced from 11 exons. Gene Ontology annotation, molecular function: protein kinase activity; ATP binding. The coding region runs from base 284 to 2122 and encodes 612 amino acids. The record is from RefSeq and is a predicted model, not a curated record.